AAAUAAAAAAGAAAUGAGUGAAAAAGAUCAAAAUAAAUUAUUUGAUUCUUUUAUGGAAUUUUUGCGAAGCGAUUUAUGGCAAAUUCCAGUUAGCCAGUUCAUUGAGCAACGUUCUAUUGUCUUUGAAAGAGAGCCCGAUUUAGGUUCUUCUCCAAACACUAUCGAGAAUUUUCAAGCAGUUCAUAGUGAAUUUGCAAAAAUGAUUUCCGAUUUGAUAAAAGCAUAUUGUGCAGAUAGCAACCAAAACAGAGAAGGGGUAAUGGAAACACUGAAAAUAGCUCAUAGAGAAAAAUUUCAACAAAUGUCCAACAAAGAUAAAAUGUUGUUAGAACCAAUUGUGGCUUCAGAGCAUUUUGAUGUUUUCGUCCCAAUGAUGAUGAGAAAAAAUAUUGAAUUACAAUUACAGGCAUUAAAAAUGAUUGAGCAACAUAUGAAAGGGUUGUUGCCAAGUUCACUUAAAUUGGGAGAAGAAGAUGCCAAAUUAUGGGAAGCAUUGGAUGCUGAAGAACAAGAUGAAAGUGAAAAGCUUAUUUUACUUGCUGUUUUAAGGCAAAGUAAAGAAGAAUGGGAAUAUGAUCAACGAAUGAGAGCCGAUUCUGAAGGGCAAAUGGAAAGGGCUUUACGCGAAAGUUUAGCAGAGAAGACAAAUCUCGAAGAGAUGAAAAGAAAGGAACAAUUACUACUUGAAAAAGCUCUUAAUGAAAAGGCAAAUAUUUAG
Messenger RNA from Meloidogyne enterolobii, 718 nucleotides. The record is from the annotation of a GenBank genome assembly. Lineage: Eukaryota; Metazoa; Nematoda; Chromadorea; Rhabditida; Meloidogynidae.